This is a messenger RNA of Gregarina niphandrodes, 927 nucleotides long. RefSeq lists its product as hypothetical. The annotation marks the transcript as partial. The record is from RefSeq and is a predicted model, not a curated record. Lineage: Eukaryota; Apicomplexa; Conoidasida; Eugregarinorida; Gregarinidae. The transcript has a single exon.
AUGAGAUCCGUGAACUUUAUUGUAUUGGUCGGUGUGUCAUACGGGAAAGAAUGUUUGGCUCCAUUUCUAGGAGACCAGAUAGGAUGCACGCCAUGUGGUGACGCUGACUUAAGGGUGGACAAAGAUACACAAAGCUCGUUGUGCGUACGGAAUGAUCACUAUUUCCAAUGCUACGACGGAAUUGCUGACUGCUGUGCGUCGGAGGAUAUCAAGCAACAUCGAGUGUCAGAGCAUUGUAUAUACGAGUACAACCACCCUUCGAUUUGUAACAAGUACGUGUCAAAAACGAGUGCUUACACUAACGAAGAAUGCCAGGCAGAUUGUGAAGUUGUGGAAGCUUCAGGAAUGGAUUUACUAAGUGCUUCUUCACUGCAGGAGAAGUGUAUGUCUGAACACUUCACAGUGGAUCUGGACGACAAGGUCACCCCUACAGGUGUCUGCUUUGACAAUUGGGUUUACGGGUACAAUGAGCCCGACACUUUGUCGGGGUAUAAGGUUCUUGAGGAGAUUCCAACUCCCGCUCUGUGCCAGGCUGAAUGUCAGAAGGACCCGGACUGUGUGAGGUUCCUCUGGUCUUAUGACACAGUAGAGAUGGGAUAUGAGUAUGAUAGAGCCGCUCGAUGCCAUCUGAAGAACACUGAACAAGUCGAAAUUCCUUUAUCCAUCAUUUAUGACGACGAUGUGACGUCAUCCACAAUACCGUCUGACAACCUUUACUGCAGCUGGGGGAUCGGGCAGAAUUGUUUGAUAGACUCAUACGAAUGCGCUCCUUGCGGGGAAGGUGUGAAACGCUGUGUGUGGAAGAGCGGCAAACACAUUUCCGGUUGGAAGUAUUGCAACGGAUCUGGAGCCACUGCACCUGAGCAACAGUGCCAGAUCCCGACUGCUACCACCACUACCACGACGACCGAAAUGCCCACCACAACC